UCUUGUGAAAACGGAGAAGCUUAUCAGCAGCUCCAACCACUUCACAUCGGACUACUCCCCGAAUACUUACAGGCGAUAAUUUGCAUCCAGGAUGACUUGGGGAUUUGUUACAUGCGGUCCCAACGAGGCGCUGGUUGUCUCCGGAUGCUGCUACAUGAAGCCGCUUUUGGUGCCGGGCGGACGAGCCUUCGUUUGGCCCACGAUCCAGCAGGUGCAACGCAUUUCUUUAAACACCAUGACUCUACAGGUGGAGAGUCCAUGUGUGUACACCAGCCAGGGCGUUCCCAUCUCCGUUACCGGCAUUGCCCAGGUGAAGGUCCAGGGACAGAACGAGGACAUGCUGCUUACCGCCUGUGAGCAGUUUUUGGGCAAGACGGAAGCAGAAAUCAACCACAUCGCCUUGGUGACCCUCGAGGGACACCAGCGCGCCAUUAUGGGUUCGAUGACCGUGGAGGAGAUCUACAAGGAUCGUAAGAAGUUCAGCAAGCAGGUGUUCGAGGUGGCCUCCAGUGAUCUGGCCAAUAUGGGAAUCACCGUUGUAUCCUAUACCAUCAAGGAUUUGCGUGAUGAGGAGGGAGACUCAAAGGGAUACCUCAGGUCCUUGGGCAUGGCUCGUACGGCGGAGGUAAAACGAGAUGCCCGCAUUGGUGAAGCGGAGGCCCGGGCGGAGGCGCACAUUAAGGAAGCCAUUGCCGAGGAACAGCGCAUGGCCGCAAGAUUCUUGAACGACACCGACAUUGCCAAGGCCCAGCGCGACUUUGAGCUGAAGAAGGCUGCUUAUGACGUGGAGGUGCAGACCAAAAAAGCCGAGGCGGAGAUGGCUUACGAGCUGCAAGCCGCCAAGACCAAGCAGCGAAUUAAGGAGGAGCAGAUGCAGGUGAAAGUGAUUGAGCGCACCCAGGAGAUUGCCGUGCAGGAGCAGGAGAUCUUGCGUCGCGAGAAGGAAUUGGAGGCCACCGUCCGUCGUCCUGCCGAGGCCGAAAAGUUCCGUCUGGAGAAGCUAGCCGAGGCCAACAAGCAGCGCGUGGUUAUGGAGGCUGAGGCUGAGGCCGAAUCGAUCAAAAUCCGUGGUGAGGCUGAAGCCUUUGCCAUUGCGGCCAAGGCCAAGGCGGAGGCGGAGCAGAUGGCCCAAAAGGCAGACGCAUGGCGCGAAUAUCGGGAAGCUGCCAUGGUGGAGAUGCUUCUGGACACAUUGCCAAAGGUGGCCGCCGAAGUGGCUGCUCCACUGUCGCAGGCGAAGAAAAUCACCAUGGUGUCCAGCGGACAGGGCGAUAUCGGUGCUGCCAAGCUCACCGGCGAGGUCCUGCAGAUCGUUAACAAAGUGCCAGAGCUGGUCAAGAACAUAACCGGCGUGGACAUUGCUCGGUCUGUGCAUGCUGGCUAGAAAGUCACCACAAAAGCAAACCAAAUCAAAUCCAAAAACAUACUCUUGAUACACUCGAAAAAAAAUUUAUAAAAAUGAACAAAAAAAGUAAUAAUUGAAAUCUAAAACGAUCGAAUACUUCAAAAAUAAUUGAAAUGAAACGCAUUUAAAAUUUGUUUACCUAUUUCGUGACAUAUAUUUAUGAAUCUUUGUGCUAACCCGACAAAUUUUGCAACAUGUUGUUUUACACUAACACACAACCACACACAAAGAGACGCAUAUUUUGUAUUCAAUAUAUAUGUAUUUAUAUAAGUGUAUUGCACAAAGCGUGGAAUAAAGAUACUUCCUUGAAUCAAAAA
Molecule: messenger RNA, 1722 nt
Organism: Drosophila ananassae
Lineage: Eukaryota; Metazoa; Arthropoda; Insecta; Diptera; Drosophilidae
Gene: Flo1
Product: flotillin-1
Exons: 8
Coding region: 92-1384 (430 amino acids)
Biological process (GO): positive regulation of cell junction assembly; positive regulation of cell-cell adhesion mediated by cadherin; positive regulation of endocytosis
Cellular component (GO): plasma membrane
Source: RefSeq, a predicted model, not a curated record